AUGGCAAAUUCAAGACGAGAAAAUAAUUUUAAAAAUGUUAACAAUGAUGAAUAUAAAGCUGUUACUGAUGGCUUGAAAAAAAUAUAUAACCAAAAAAUCAAGUCACUGGAAACUACUUAUAAUUUUGAAGGGUUUCAUUCACCUCCACUAACGGAUAGUGAUAUAGAAGCAAAGCCAAUUGUACUACUCAUGGGACAAUAUUCGAUUGGAAAAACCACCUUCAUAAAAUACUUAUUAGAAAGGGAAUACCCUGGAAGUCAUAUCGGUGUAGAGCCAACAACGGAUCGAUUCGUUGCUGUAAUGAAUGGGGUUGAAGAUAAGUGCAUUCCUGGCAAUGCUGCGGCCGUAGAUGCAAAGUUGCCAUUUCAAGGACUCAACAAAUUUGGGCAAGCAUUUUUAACAAGGUUUCAGGUUUCACAACUUCCAAGUCCUAUCCUUGAGAAUAUGUCGAUAAUCGAUAGUCCUGGCAUUUUAGCUGGCGACAAGCAGCGUCUUGAUCGCGGUUAUGAUUUUACUUCCGUAAUAGAAUGGUUCGCUGAAAGAGCGGAUUUGAUCUUAUUAUUUUUUGACUCUCAUAAAUUAGAUAUUUCCAAUGAAUUCAAAUUGGCAAUCACUUCUUUGAGAGGGCAUGAAGAAAAGGUCAGAGUGUUGCUUAAUAAAGCCGAUAUGGUUGAGGGUCAACAAUUGAUGCGUGUGUAUGGCGCUUUGAUGUGGUCACUCGGAAAAGUUAUCCAGACUCCUGAAGUGAUGCGAGUUUAUCUUGGUUCAUUCUGGUCAGAGAAACCUUCUAAUGUAUUUGAGGACUGUAGAGUAUUACUUGAUGCUGAGCAAAAAGACAUGCUAAAAAGUCUCAGUGAAUUACCACAUAAUGCUACUAUCAGAAAAGUAAAUGAGAUUGUCAAACGAGCAAGAAUAGCAAAGGUGCAUGCUUAUAUUAUUGGACAUUUGAAAAAAGAAAUGCCUAUGUGGGGCAAGACAUCUAAACAAAAUGAACUUAUAGCAAAAUUAGAUCAAGAAUUUGUAAAAAUUCAACACAAAUAUCGCUUAGCACCUGGCGAUUUUCCAAAUUUGGAGCGAUUUAAAGCAGGUCUUAGUGUUUACAAAUUUGAUAAGUUCAAUAACUUAAAAUCCCAACUUGUUGAAAAGGCUGAUGAUGCGUUAUCUAACGAUUUACCAAAAUUGAUGGCUAAAAUCCCACAAGGAAAUCGAGUAUUAUCACCGACAGAACGUAAUCCGUUCGACAUGACAUUAUCAAUUUCAAAAAAUAGCAACCGAUUAGAUCUACCGCCAAGUUACUGGGAUUUCUCAGCAAUUAACAAACAAGAAGCUAUAGCAAAAUUUAACGCUUUGAGACCAAAUAAUGGCAAAGUGAAUGGAGAUUCAGUUAAACCGGUAUUGAUUGAUACAGGAUUAGAAAAGGCUGUCUUAGCAAAGGUUUGGAAAUUGGCAGACUGGGAUGAAGAUGGAUAUAUGGAUAUUGAUCAAUUCUCAGUAGCUUUACACCUUUGUAAAGCUGUUAUGUCUGGUGGUGAGUUGCCUGAUGAAUUACCACCGACCUUGAAACCUAGCAGCAAACUUUAA
Dentiscutata erythropus is the source of this 1581-nucleotide messenger RNA. Lineage: Eukaryota; Fungi; Glomeromycota; Glomeromycetes; Diversisporales; Gigasporaceae. The record is from the annotation of a GenBank genome assembly.